AAGGGCCGGUGCUGUUUCCCGGGAUGGUGGGGGGAGGAGGGGCGUUGCUUCGUGUCUUUCCAGGUUAGGGAAGGUCGUUGCGAGGGGCAAGUAAGUGAAGCAGGAACCUCGCCCCCUUCAUCGGGGGCAACUAACGAUCCUGAAGGGGCAGCAGAUCCUGAAGAAAAGUCUCCCUCAGCAACGUGGGGGGAGUGAACAAUUGAGGAGGGAGAGGCAUGUAUAGAAGUUACCUGGGAAAGGUGUCAGCAAGUAGUUUGAGGUGGGGGGUCUGAAGGAAAAAAAUUGGCUGCCCCCCAAAAAAAAAUCAUUGGAGGGGACCAUAUUUGUAGGAGACACAGAAAUCCCCCCUCCCCCCCCCAGGAUAUUGUGGGGUCAGAAAGCAAGACAUGGGGAGGCAGGUGGGCUGGGGUGCUUUCCAGCCCUCCUUAAGUAGCCUUGCCCUGCUGAAGCAAGUGCAUGAGGGGUUCCUCCAGCUGGCCCUCUUGCGCAGGGGGCGCCCUGCUAAGCCCAAAGCCUCCGAGGUGUUGAGCCAGCACCUGCUGCAGAGGGGGCUGCCCCACUGGACCUCCUACUGCGUCAAGUACAGCGCGGUGCACAAUGACCAGUUUGGGCUCUCCAACUUCAACUGGGAGGUGAAAGGGACAAACUACCACAUCCUGCGGACUGGCUGCUUCCCCUUCAUCAAGUACCACUGUUCCCGAGCGCCCCACCAGGACCUGGCGAUGCAGAACUACUUCUUCACAGCUCUCAAACUAAUAAACUUUGGUAUCCCAACUUUAUUAUAUGGAAUUGGCUCCUGGUUCCUUGUCAGUGUCACAGAAACUGUUCACACGCAUUGUGGCCCAGUCACUAUUUACUUCCUCAAUAAAGAAGAUGAAGGUGCCAUGUACUAAACUACUCAUUUCAAGGACUGACACUUUCAUGGUAUAUUGCAGCAAAAGACAGACAGAGGGGGAUUGUUGUUUGCAAUCUAUUUGUAUGUAACAUGUUCAAGUUUCAAAAUGUCCCUAUUUUUCCUUCAGUACCCUUUUAGUUUUCUUUGAGUCUGGCAAAGUGCAGAAUAGAUUUUAAAAACCAUGGAAAAUUACUUGAAGCUACUUUUGUUUUCAAAAACUUUUGGUCUGCAAAUAAUAAAUAUAAUAAUGAAAAUAUA
Molecule: messenger RNA, 1153 nt
Organism: Podarcis muralis (Common wall lizard)
Lineage: Eukaryota; Metazoa; Chordata; Lepidosauria; Squamata; Lacertidae
Gene: C14H15orf61
Product: chromosome 14 C15orf61 homolog
Source: RefSeq, a predicted model, not a curated record